AUGAUUGCGCCAGCCAAAGUCUCGGAUAGUGCCUUGGGAGAACCAAACAUGAUGAGCUGCGCGGAAUCCAUCCCUCCCACAACAGUUGACCGAAUCCCUCGUACUUUGUCCGUCAUGUCCGCUGAUUUCCAACAAAAGAGGCUCCCGUUCGAGAAAAGCUCUCAACUUACCGAGCGAGCUGUGUCUUUGGGCUCUGUGGGCACUCAGCGUCAAGACAGCCCACCGUCAGAGGAGCAAGGGAAUAACCUCGUCCGAUUGUCGCGAGAACCUGUCAUUCCUGAGUUCACGACUUUGUCUUCAAAGUCAGAACCCAUGAUGGACGAUGUUCAGGUUGAAAUCGCAGUUGGCCACGUUCGGACGACUGGAUCGACCAGCGAGUCCUUAGCUCCCAAGCCAACGACUUUACAUUCUUCGGAGCCAGAGGUUCCUACUAUUGAAGACCAGAUGAUUGGAUCGAACAGCGAGUCCGCAGCUCUCGAGCAGACGACUUUACAUUCAUCGGAGCCAGAAGUUCCUACUAUCGACGACCAGACGACUGGAUCGAACUGCGAGUCCGCAGCUCUCGAGCAGACGACUUCACAUUCUUCGGAGCCAGAAGUUCCUACUAUCGACGACCAGACGACUGGAUCGAACAGCGACUCUACAGCUCCCGAGCCGACGACUUCACCUUUAUCUGAACAUGCCACUACUAUCGACAUUCGAUCGAGGAUCAAACACGUACUUGAGAUGUCCACCCGCCCCAAGACUCUCGUCACUUGCUUCGUCACUUUCCUCGUCAUUCUCCUCUUCGGGUCCAUUCUCCUCUACAAAUUCUACUCCACUUCCACCGCCAAGCACGCCACGGCGCAUUCCACCUACAGCUGGCCAGAGGACUCGAUGCCCAUCCACGACGGCUCGUCAAUCGGGACCGCAGAGCUCGUGCAGCGGCUGAGAACCGUGAUGACUUCUCACCGGGAAGUUCUGGCUCUGGCUCUCGUGCCUGACGGCGACGACUCUUUGCACCGCAAGGGUAUCUCCCAGGGGGUCCUCACUCGGCAAUACCAGCAACUCCGUCAUAUGGAUGACAUUGUUGUGGCGAUGAUGGUGAUGAAUCAGGGUGGCUUGGUCGGGUAUUUCACGGAAGAGGGAAUGCGGGCGCAGUUGUUGAGGCUAGCGGGACCGUUGAGUAUGGAGACUCGUGGUGGGUGGAAGGAAGGUGAGGGUUGGGCUGGAGGAGGAGAGGUGGUAGAGAAUGUCAAUUUGUGUGUGGAGGAGUACUUGAAGUGUUUACCGCAAAUCCACAUUCUGCGAAUACCGUGCAGUUGA
Messenger RNA from Zymoseptoria tritici IPO323, 1305 nucleotides. RefSeq lists its product as uncharacterized. The transcript is spliced from 3 exons. The coding region runs from base 1 to 1305 and encodes 434 amino acids. NCBI's taxonomy places the organism in Eukaryota, Fungi, Ascomycota, Dothideomycetes, Mycosphaerellales, Mycosphaerellaceae. The record is from RefSeq and is a predicted model, not a curated record.